AUGGAAACAAUUAAAGCGUGGGAAGCAUUCAAGACGAUUGAUGGACGGUUCCAGUUUUAUCGCAUGGAAGGGGUUGUGCGCAUGAGCGACGGCCAGCUCGUCACGGCCCGAUGGAAGACGCGCACGCCCAAGCCACAAGGCGACGAUGCCUCGGCCCUCUAUGAUGUUCGGCCGCUUGAGAUACAUGACCGGGGCCCGGUAAUGCGACCGGAAUGGACGCGCUUCUCCGUCACGCAGGGUGGGUUUGACGACUCUCUCUUCUAUAUGAAGAAACCAACACUGCUCGACUACACCGACGGCGACCUGAGCGAGCGAAUUGCCCGCGAGAUUGCCGUCUACGAACGCCUCCGCGGCCACCCACAUCCCCACCUGGCCACGUAUCACGGAUGCUGCGUGUCUGCGAGCGGCCAUGUCGACGGGCUCUGCCUACAACGGUACCGUGUCUCCCUCCAGGACCUGUGCAACCCCGGCCGGCUCAACAAGAAAAUGUUUGUCGCGCAGGGGGACCUGCGGAGUACCAGCACCGCGCCGGAUCAUGUGCAGUUACAUCCCGGACACCUCGACGGCCUCUCGGCCGGCAUCCGCCAUCUGCAUCACCUCGGCCUCGUGCACAACGACAUCAACCCGGCAAACAUUAUGGUGGAUUCCGAGGGCGGUGCCGACGGCACUGUCAAGCUGGUUCUCGUCGACUUCGACAGCUGCCGCCCAACGGGGACCUCAUUGCAUGAGUCCAGUGCGGGGCGGACGCACGGCUGGCAUGACCCAGACGUGGCCACAGCAGAGGAAGACAAUGAUCUGCAUGCCCUCGCCGAGGUGCGCGUGUGGCUGUUUGGUGAUGUCACACAGCUGAAGGGGGAUUGGGCGUGA
Molecule: messenger RNA, 867 nt
Organism: Sporothrix brasiliensis 5110
Lineage: Eukaryota; Fungi; Ascomycota; Sordariomycetes; Ophiostomatales; Ophiostomataceae
Exons: 1
Coding region: 1-867 (288 amino acids)
Biological process (GO): IRE1-mediated unfolded protein response; intrinsic apoptotic signaling pathway in response to endoplasmic reticulum stress; protein phosphorylation
Cellular component (GO): IRE1-TRAF2-ASK1 complex
Molecular function (GO): protein serine/threonine kinase activity; ATP binding; RNA endonuclease activity
Source: RefSeq, a predicted model, not a curated record